This is a messenger RNA of Aspergillus candidus, 743 nucleotides long. RefSeq lists its product as uncharacterized. The transcript has a single exon. The record is from RefSeq and is a predicted model, not a curated record. Lineage: Eukaryota; Fungi; Ascomycota; Eurotiomycetes; Eurotiales; Aspergillaceae. The coding region runs from base 101 to 355 and encodes 84 amino acids.
GUGGUGCGUCUGUCUGCUCUCACCCUCAAAUUGUAUCAUAGUUACCCACACCAUAUUAUCGAGUCGAUAAAAACAGGUAUAAUGGCAGACAAACUCUGUGAUGAUAUUUGCAAUUCAGUUUGGGGUAAUUGUGAUCUCUGGGGGAAUACUCCGUUUCUCGACCAGGACCCUCUGUUCCCCGGCUGGGGUAUGUUUGCAUCUAAAUCGUUUGGCGAAAUACAGCGAGCAGUACAUUGUCCUCUGUGUCGACUUGUGGAAAUUUUACUUGUCAGAUCUAAGGAUGCAGAGCUUGUUCUUACCAGCGACAAAGAGAUCUAUUAUAGCUACGCAUUGGAAUCAGAAUACAUGGACUUGACUUGCAAUACACGGCACAGUCAAGAUCUUGAGUCCGAUUCUCUUCGCCAAAUCAAGAGCCUUCUAGUCGGGACUGAUUUCACUCACGCAAAAGAAAAACGUGAAUUUGCUUGGUUUCAUGACAACAGUACAUGGAUAACUGAAACUUGCUUUGGACGCAUUGUCUGUUUGGUAAAUGACUGUUUUGGAGACGUAUGGUAUCAUCACAGAGCUGUCAAUGAAAGGGUCCACAUCCAGCGGACCAAACAGUGGAUAGAAGCUUGUUUUUCUCAUCCAGAGUGCUCUCAGUCUUCCCCUGACCCUGAAAGGCCCAGUCGGCUUUUGAAUGUACACACCGGUAUUAUCGAGGCAGCCCCCCCAGAUUGUCACUAUGUGGCACUCAGCUUUUG